Molecule: messenger RNA, 4516 nt
Organism: Tribolium castaneum (red flour beetle)
Lineage: Eukaryota; Metazoa; Arthropoda; Insecta; Coleoptera; Tenebrionidae
Gene: CPSF1
Product: Cleavage and polyadenylation specificity factor 160
Exons: 17
Coding region: 187-4482 (1431 amino acids)
Cellular component (GO): nucleus; mRNA cleavage and polyadenylation specificity factor complex
Molecular function (GO): protein binding; nucleic acid binding
Source: RefSeq, a predicted model, not a curated record
CAGUAUCAGACGUUUUCCGCAUACACACCAAUUUUGUGUUUUUAGGUUAUGGUUCAAAUAAAGUUCACAAAUCAAAAUAAACUGAAUGAACUCCAGCCCCCAAAUAUGCUAAACCGACAAAACUAUUCAUAAUUCCGCAACUUAAACAAUUUCCCGUGUGUUCUUGUUGCAAAUUAAAUUAUUCCAAUGUUUUCUAUUUGUAAACAAACGCACCCUGCCACGGGGGUGGAACACGCAAUUUCGUGCCAUUUUUUCAGCAAGUCUGAGAAAAGUUUAGUUACGUCAGGGGCCAACGUAAUCAAAGUGUUUCGCCUGAUCCCAGACAUUGACACAAAAACCAGAAUUGAUAAAUUUAAUGGUAUGCAAAAACGUUGCAUUUUCACCAGUUUACACUGCUUUUCCACAUUUUUAGAAACAAACCCUCCGAAGUCUAAGCUAGAAUGUGUGGCUCAAUACACUUUGUUUGGAAAUAUCAUGUCCAUGCAAAGCGUAAAUCUUGCAAACUCGCCCAGAGACGCUCUGUUAUUAGCGUUCAAAGACGCAAAAUUAUCAGUGGUGGAAUAUGACCCCGAAACGCACGAUUUGAAGACUCUGAGCUUGCACUACUUUGAGGAAGAUGACAUGAAGGACGGUUGGACCCACCAUUACCAUGUGCCUAUGGUGCGAGCUGAUCCUGAAAACCGCUGCGCUGUUAUGACCGUUUUCGGCCGAAAAUUGGUAGUUCUUCCUUUCAGGCGUGAAAACGCAAUUGAUGACACCGAUGCUGAUAUUAAGCCAAUGAUUGGUGGAGCUUACGGUUCAAAAGCGCCAAUCUUGGCCUCAUAUAUGAUUGUUUUAAAGGACUUUAUCGAUAAAGUUGACAACAUAAUAGACAUCCAGUUCUUGCACGGUUAUUACGAACCAACGCUCCUGAUUUUAUUCGAGCCUUUGAAAACUUUUGCUGGGCGCGUCGCUGUGCGAACUGAUACGUGUGCCAUGGCUGCAAUUUCCCUCAACUUGCAGCAAAAAGUGCACCCGAUUAUUUGGAGUGUUGCAAAUUUGCCGUUUGAUUGUGUAAAAGCCGUCCCUAUUAAAAAACCGCUCGGUGGCACGUUGAUUUUUGCAGUAAAUGCACUAAUUUAUCUAAAUCAAAGUAUUCCACCGUAUGGGGUUUCCUUGAACAGUAUUGCCGAAAAUUCAACAAAUUUUCCAUUAAAACCGCAGGACGAUUUAUGUAUAAGUCUAGAUUGUGCACAAGCCACGUUUUUGGAAGACGAUACAAUUGUCUUGUCUCUGAAAGGGGGCGAACUUUACGUCCUAACUUUGCUGGCAGACAAUAUGCGAUAUGUUAGGAGUUUUCAUUUUGAGAAAGCUGCAGCCAGUGUUCUCACAACAUGUAUCUCUGUAUGUGAGAACAACUUUUUGUUCCUCGGCUCGCGCCUCGGAAACUCCCUUCUUUUGCGCUUCACUGAAAAAUGCAACGAAGUCAUAACUCUGGAUGAAACGAUCGAACCGAGCGCCAAACGCCUGAAAGCUAGCAAUAGUACAAGUGAAAAUGAGGACGAUAAAGUCCUGGACACGUUAAACGAUUGUAUGGCUAGUGAUGUGUUAGAUAUUCGCGAUCCGGAAGAACUGGAAGUGUACGGAAAUCAAAAGCAAGCCAGUCUUCAAAUAUCAAGCUACGUCUUUGAAGUCUGUGAUAGUUUACUCAACAUUGGCCCUUGUGGCAAUAUCUCGCUAGGAGAACCGGCUUUUCUGAGCGAGGAAUUUUCCGAAAACCUUGAUUUAGAUUUGGAACUUGUUACAACAGCAGGGUAUGGGAAAAACGGGGCGCUUUGUGUGUUACAGAAGUCUGUAAGGCCGCAAAUUGUGACCACUUUUACGCUACCUGGGUGCUCCAAUAUGUGGACUGUGCAUGCCGGGGAGGACAAACAUGCGUUUCUCAUUUUGAGUCAAGAGGACGGCACUAUGAUUUUGCAAACGGGUGACGAAAUCAACGAAAUCGAUAAUACGGGCUUUGCCACUCACAUCCCGACCGUUUACGCUGGUAAUUUAGGAAACUUGAAGUACAUUGUGCAGGUUACAAGCAGCGCUGUGCGACUUUUACAAGGGAUAAACCAAUUGCAACACAUUCCCCUGGAAUUGGGGUCCCCCAUAGUCCACGUGACAAGUGUCGACCCCUACAUUUCCCUACUAACAACAGACGGUCAAGUGAUCACACUCAUGCUCCGGGAAGCCCGAGGGGUCGCUAAACUAGUCAUAAGCAAAUCAACUCUGUCAAACUCGCCCCCCGUCACCACCAUAUGCAUGUACCGCGACGUUUCGGGCCUUUUCACGUCGAAAAUCCCCGAGGAUUUCACGCACAUCCCCGAGCAUUUCAUAAACGAAUCCGAGACGAAAAUGGAAGUGGAAAACGAGGACGAUCUGCUCUAUGGAGACGACAGCGAUUUUAAAAUGCCAACUCUGAACCCACCACAGCCCAAACCGAAAGUUUACUACAACUGGUGGAAAAAAUAUUUGUUGGACGUCCGGCCUUCGUAUUGGCUUUUCGUCGUACGCGAAAAUUCCAAUUUGGAGAUUUACUCAAUCCCCGAUUUUAAAUUGUGUUAUUACAUCACGAAUUUGUGCUUCGGUCAUAAAGUCCUGGUCGAUAAUUUGGAAUCGGUGACGAUUUCAGCCUCGACACCCAUUUCCGCGGCACAUGAAGCCAAUAUCCAGAGGCAGUUCGAUGUUAAGGAAAUUCUCGUCGUUGCGUUGGGAAACCACGGCUCAAGACCACUUUUAAUGGUCAGAUUGGAGCGCGAUUUGUACAUUUAUGAAGUGUUUAGGUUUCCGAGAGGGAAUUUGAAAAUGCGCUUCAGGAAAAUCAAACAUUCGCUGAUUUAUUCGCCAAAUGUGUCUGGGAGAAUUGACACGGAAGAUUCGGAUUUUUUCGCAAUACAGGAGCGCAUUAUUAAAAUGCGAUACUUUACCAACAUUGCAGGUUAUAAUGGCGUUUUUGUAUGUGGGGCCAACCCACAUUGGAUUUUUAUGUCAGCCAGGGGCGAGCUAAGGACACAUCCCAUGACAAUUGACGGCGAAGUGCUCAGUUUUGCGGCUUUUAAUAAUGUGAACUGUCCACAAGGUUUUCUUUAUUUCAACAGAAAGUCUGAGUUGAGAAUUGGAGUUCUCCCAACCCACCUAAGCUACGACGCCGCCUGGCCGGUCCGUAAGGUCCCCCUCAGGUGCACCCCACACUUCGUAACAUACCAUUUAGAAUCAAAAACCUACUGCUUGGUUACAAGCAUCGCCGAACCAUCGAACAAAUAUUACAAAUUCAACGGCGAAGACAAAGAAUUGUCGGUUGAAGACAGAGGCGACCGAUUUCCAUACCCCCUUCAGGAAAAAUUCAGUCUCAUGCUAUUUUCGCCAGUAUCUUGGGACGUGAUCCCCAAUACUAAAAUUGAUUUAGACGAGUGGGAGCACGUGAAUUGUUUGAAAAACGUUUCUUUGGCUUAUGAAGGCACAAGAUCGGGUUUGAAAGGCUACAUUGCAGUGGGGACCAAUUAUAAUUACGGAGAGGAUGUGACGUCUCGUGGGCGGAUUCUGAUUUUUGAUAUCAUUGAGGUGGUUCCAGAACCGGGCCAACCUCUGACCAAAAACAGGUUUAAGGAAAUAUAUGCCAAGGAUCAGAAAGGGCCUGUUACGGCCCUAAGCCAAGUCAAAGGUUUUCUAGUCUCAGCAGUGGGGCAAAAAAUUUAUAUUUGGCAGUUGAAAGACAAUGAUUUGGUCGGUGUCGCCUUCAUAGACACGCAAAUAUACACGCACCAGAUUCUAACAAUUAAGAGUUUGCUGCUUGUGGCAGAUGUUUACAAGUCCAUAUCACUCCUCCGUUUUCAAGAGGAAUACCGGACGUUGUCACUUGUUUCAAGGGAUUUUCGGCCCUGUGAGGUAUUUUCGGUUGAGUACAUGAUCGAUAACACAACGAUGGGCUUUCUUGUCUCAGACAGUGAAAAAAAUUUGGUUUUGUACAUGUAUCAGCCCGAAUCGAGGGAGUCUUUAGGGGGGCAAAGGCUACUUCGCAAAGCUGAUUUUCACUUGGGACAAGCUGUUAACUCGUUCUUUAGGAUUAAGUGCAAACUUGGUGAGUUGGGAGAAGACAAGAAAAAUUUAACGGGCGCUGACAAGCGCCAUAUCACUAUGUAUGCAACUUUGGAUGGAGGUCUUGGCUACAUAAUGCCGGUUCCUGAAAAAACUUACCGCAGACUGUUGAUGUUGCAAAAUGUGCUGGUCUCCCAAGGAGCACACAUUGCUGGAUUAAAUCCCAAAGCAUUUAGGACGUACAAAAGCUGGAAGAAGCUUCAGACCAAUCCGGCCCGAUCUGUAAUUGACGGUGAACUCGUCUACAACUAUCUACAGUUAUCAAUUCCAGAAAAAUUAGAAGUUUCGAAAAAGAUAGGAACUAAACUAGAGGAGUUACUUGAUGAUCUAUCGGACAUUCAGAAAAUUACAAAUCAUUUUUAAGUUCGUUUUUUACCAAAAUAAAAGAUAUCACACA